CAGCUGAGAGGAAGAGGAGCCCGAUGACAGGGAGGAGCGCCGCCGAGCAGCACCCGGACAACCCACACGCCAAGAUGAUCGACCACCACCGCUGGCCGGCGAUGAUGGGGGGCCGGGUGUCCGGGAGCGCCAUGUCCAGGAGCGUGGAUCUCACUGACAGGAUGAGCAACAGGCCUGCGCUGUCGCUGAUUCCGUCGCGCGGCGGGGCUUCGCCGAAGAGGGCAUCGUCGGGGUCGUCCGCCGCGGAUGCCCUGUCGAGGAGCAUUGAUCUCGCCGACAAGAUUGACCGGCUGGUCUCUUCGUCGCGAGGGGAGUCACCAAGAACAUCAUCUGCUUCAAAUGGCACUGCUGAUUCAUCCCGAAGCGGAAAUGCUGGUAGAGAUUCCAGGCCUGCAGCAUUGGCAAUUCCAUCGCGAGGGGUCUCUCCUGUGAGAACAGGUGGUGGUUUAAGGGCACUUUCGAAGAGCAUGGAUCUUACUGAAAAAGAUAACAUUGCAUUCUCAUCAGCAGUUUCAUCAUCACCGGGCAUUUCACCAAGUGUGUUAGUAUCGAGCGUGCCCAAUGCUACAUCGCAGCCAACAAAAUCUUCCGAGAGGCUCAAUGGACGUGCUUCUUCCCCAGCUUCAUCGCGGGGACGUUCACCUAGAACACCAGCAUCUGGCGGCAUUGCUGCUGUAUCGAAAAACGUUGAUGUCCCUGAAAAAGAGAAGAGACCGGUUUCAUCUAGAGGGAGUUCGCCAAGAAGGCGACUUGCUUCCGAUGGCGUUAAUGGUAUUGUAAAAAAUAUGGAUUUUGCUGAGAAGGAUAGCAGAACAGCCGUCUCGUCAGUUCCAUCUCGUGGGUUUUCCCCAAGAAGAAGACUUGCCUCUGAUGGCAUUGAUGCUAUACCAAGCACGGAAUUUUCUGAAAAAGAUCACAGACCGUCCACAUCAUCUUCAUUGCGUGGGGUUUCUCCGCGGAAAAGGCUUGGUUCUGAUGGUACAUCAAAAGGGCCGGAUUUCGCUGAUAAAGCUAACACGCCAUCAACUUCGUCAACGGCAUCGCGAGGUACUUCACCAAGAACCCAGUUGGCAUCUGAUUGUGCUGGUACUACAUCAAAACACAUGGAUUCUGCUGAUAAAGAUAGCAAUAGACCGUCAACCUCAUAUGCUGCAUCACGCGGUAUGUCACCAAGAAGAAGGCUUGCGUCUGAUGGUAUUAGCUCCAUUUCAAAUAACGUCAACUUCGCUGAAAAGGAUGGCAGAGCUGUGCCCUCUUCAGUUGCAUAUCGAGGGAUGUCAACAAUACGGCGCCUUGCAUCUGAUGGUGCUGAUACCAUACCAAAGGAUAUGGAUAUUCCUGAGAAAAAUGUCAGACCCUCCACUUCAGCAGGUUCAAGGGGCUUUUCACCAAGAAGAAGACUUGCCUCUGAUGGUCUUAAUGUUAUAUCAAAGAGCAUUGAUCUUUCUGAAAAAGAUACCAGACCUACCACAUUGUCAGCUGCAUCACGAGGGCUUUCACCAAGAAGAAGACUAGCCUCUGAUACUGUAGAAGCUAUAUCAAAGAGCUCAGUUUUUGUUGAAAAAGAAAUAAGACCAUCCACUUCGUCAAUGGCAUCACGGGGAGUUUCACCAAGAAGAAGACUUGCCUCUGAUAAUGUAGAAGUUAUAUCAAAGAGCUCAGAUUUUGUUGAAAAAGAAACCAGAUCUUCCACUUCGUCACUGGCAUCACGAGGGGUUUCACCAAGAAGACGACUUGCCUCUGAUAAUGUAGAAGUUAUAUCAAAGAGCUCAGAUUUUGUUGAAAAAGAAACCAGGUCUUCCGCUUCGUCACUGGCAUCACGAGGGGUUUCACCAAGAAGACGACUUGCCUCGGAUGGUGUCAACAAUUUAUUGAAGAGCACUGAUUUUGCUGGUAAUGACUGCAGGCCAUCAACCUCAGCAGCUCCAUUACGAGGGACUUCACCCAGAAGCAGGGCUGCCUCUAAUUCCAUUCAUGCACCAUUGAGAAGCAUGAAUUUAGCUGAUAAAGAUAACAGACCAUCCACCUCUUCAAGAGCUUCACGUGUGACUAUACAGAGAGGUGGGCUUGCCCCUGGCCCCGUCAUGGAUUCUGUGGACAAAAGUAAUGCACGAUCCCCCUCAUCAUCCGCAUCUGGCGAGACUUCAUACAGUAGACUUGAUGGUACUGAUGUUCAAGCAGAAGUUGUCGAGUUUGCUGAUGAAGUUAGUUCAGUAACUGCAGAUGGUUGUAGUGAUGAAACUUCAGAAAGCACACAUUCUGGUAGCGUAGGCACAGGUGCAGCGUCCUUGUCCAUUGCAGUGCAAGAUAGACCACCUAGCAGAUCUGUUUCUGAUGUCAGUAAGGAUAUGUCACAGAAUGUGGAUGCAACUUAUGAACGUAGCAGAGUCAUCUCAGUGAAGAUUCCAUCUCGAGGAAAUUCUCCAAGGAGGAGACUUGCAUCUGAUGGCAUUGAUACAAUCCCCAAAAGCAUGGAUUUUGCUGAGAAAGAAAAGAGACCCAUAACCAGUUCAGUACAAUCACGUGGAAUGUCACCCAGAAGAAUAGCAAGAGUGGAUAGUGCUAAUAUAAUGUCAAAAAGCAUGGAUUUUUCUGACAAAUGCAAUGGACAAAUAUCUUCAAUAAUUCCAUCACGAGUGGUUUCUACAAGAAAAAUACUGGGACCAGAUGGUGCUAAUGCCAUGUCAAGAAGUGUGGAUCUGGGUGAUAACAAACAACCGAUCUCUUCAAUGGUGCAAUCAUGUAGAAUUUCACCACGGAAGAUGCCUUCUGCUUAUAGCAGAGUAAAAGGCCCCGAGCUUUCAUCAGGUGAUGUUGGGAGCCCAGGUUCUGCCGAUGGAAAUGGGAGUCAAGAGGAGAACUCUAGUUCAAGUCCAGCUGCACCUUCAAAUAAUUCAGAAAAAUUUGGAGCUUCAAAGCAGUUGGCAAGGACACUGUCUUCACCAUCACGUGGUCUACUACGCCCUUCAUCACCAACCAAGACUUCAUCAACAUCAUCAUUUGCCUCUAGGAGGUUGCCGAGCCCAUUGAGGAUUAGACCUUCAACACCUGUCUCACCAUGUAGUUCUGGUCGAUCCGAUUCUCCCUCUUCUAUUCUGAGCUACAUCGGUGAUGCAACAAGAGGAAAGAAGAGCCCAAGCCACAUGGAAGAUACCCAUCAGUUGCGCCUUCUAUAUAAUAGGAACUUGCAAUGGCGUUUUACAAAUGCUUACGUAGAUGAAAUGCUAUCAAUCCAGAAGAUGGGUGCCGAGACCAUGCUCUACAGUGUAUGGGAUAGUAACACAAGGAUGUCUGACUCUAUGGUUACAAAAAGAAGUUAUGUACAAAGGCUAAGGCAAGAGGUCAAACUGGGAAUAGUGUUGAAAGAACAAAUGGACUACCUUGACCACUGGGCAGUGCUGGAAACAGAUCAUUCUACUUCAUUGUCUGGUGCAAUUGAAGCUCUUAGAGCAAGUACAUUGCGCCUUCCAGUUACAGGAGGAGCAAAGGCUGAUGUACUUACUGUUAAGAACGCUGUCAGUUCAGCAGUUGACAUUAUGCAAGCAAUGGGUUCUUCCGUUUGUAACUUGCUAACAAAGUUACAGGCUACACACUCUCUGGUCACAGAACUUUCAGCUGUUGCUGCUAAAGAAAGCACUACACUUAAUGAGUACAGAGAACUCUUAGCUACAGCAGCAGCACUACAGGUGCAUGAGUCCAGCCUAAGGACACAACUCAUACAAGAAACAGAGUGAACAGUUUAAUUUCUAGUAUGUCUAACUAAGAUAGAGGUAACACACCAUUUGUUAGUUUUCUGUAACUGUACCGUGCAUAUAUGUAUCUUCAGUUUGUUUCCUGCUCCCUCCCUCUUUUCUUUCUCCCGUUUGUUAGGUCCCUUCUUCCCCCAAAAUUCUUUUUCAUUUCUAGCUCAGCUCCCAUGCCCUUUUCUAUUUGUACAACUCGCAUGGAAGAGAAGUGCACAAAUCAUGGAUUCACCAUGACAACGAACCUGUCAGUGUUAUUUGUAUAGCAGCCCACAAACUGAGGAUGUCGAUGUGCCAAAAACCGGAAGCCUGUUGUAAGUUAUAGAGCAGUUCUCUGCCUUUUGUUGUAAUGCCUUCACAUCUGACUUGUAUUUGCGGUAACAUUGUAAUAGAAGUAGAGUGUUGUCCAGUAGCAUUUUGUGAUCUACUGCAGGUUCCCUAUCCACCAAGGGAGCAACCAGAAUCUCUAACCUAACACUAUAGAGUAGUAGAUGACAGGUUCCUGAUAUACUAACUUCAUUUACUUACACAGUGGUGAUGCUUCUUUGAUAUGUAAAUGUUUCAGUUCUAUGAAAUGUUUUUUCUGUUACUCC
This is a messenger RNA of Lolium rigidum, 4336 nucleotides long. RefSeq names its product mucin-19-like. Gene Ontology annotation, biological process: spindle assembly; centrosome cycle. NCBI's taxonomy places the organism in Eukaryota, Viridiplantae, Streptophyta, Magnoliopsida, Poales, Poaceae. Gene Ontology annotation, cellular component: nuclear microtubule; centrosome; cytoplasm. Gene Ontology annotation, molecular function: microtubule binding. The record is from RefSeq and is a predicted model, not a curated record.